Zeugodacus cucurbitae (melon fly) is the source of this 2128-nucleotide messenger RNA. It is a transcript of the gene pit, whose product is annotated as probable ATP-dependent RNA helicase pitchoune. Gene Ontology annotation, molecular function: ATP binding; RNA helicase activity; nucleic acid binding. The transcript is spliced from 7 exons. Bases 110 to 2008 code for a protein of 632 amino acids. NCBI's taxonomy places the organism in Eukaryota, Metazoa, Arthropoda, Insecta, Diptera, Tephritidae. The record is from RefSeq and is a predicted model, not a curated record. Gene Ontology annotation, biological process: maturation of LSU-rRNA from tricistronic rRNA transcript (SSU-rRNA, 5.8S rRNA, LSU-rRNA). Gene Ontology annotation, cellular component: nucleolus.
GAACUGACUGUUGUCAAGUUAAAAACACACGUGCAGUGUUUGAUCCUCCAAGAGUUUAGAUUUGUGUGUUCAUAAUUUUUGUGUAGAUUAUAAUUAAUUAAUUGCCAAAAUGUCGGCAAUUCGAGAGAAAUUGCUUAUGAAAAAGAUUAAGAAACGUGAGAAAAUGAAAAAAGUGCUGGCGGAGAAGAAAGGCAAGCAACAAGUUAAACCUCCAAAAAAUGUUGAAUCGGAUGAUAUUGAGGAUGAUUUCAAAGAGGCUCCCGAGCCUCAAACAAAGAAAGCAAAAGUGGCAAAGAAAAAGCAGCAGCAACGCCAACUUGAAGUGGUAAAUUCCGACUCGGAAAGUGAAGGAGAACAACAGCAAGAUGAGGAAAGUGAGUACUCUGAUGAUGAGGAUGUACAUACCAACAAAAAUCAUAAAGCGAAAAGUAAUGGCACAAAUAAGAACGAAAAGCAAUCUACUGUUGAAGUAUUGAAUCCUGAGAAAGCACUACAAAAUCUUGAUUCGAAUGAGCGCGCCUUUGCCUCACUCAAAGGUGUGGUAUCCGAACCAACCUUAAAAGCCAUUGAGGAGAUGGGCUUCACCGAUAUGACAGAGAUACAAGCAAAAUCUCUGCCGCCUUUACUGCAAGGACGCGAUUUAGUUGGUGCUGCUAAGACUGGUUCUGGCAAGACACUUGCUUUCCUUAUACCAGCCGUAGAGUUAAUAUAUAAACUGCGUUUUAUGCCCCGUAACGGUACUGGUGUUAUUAUUAUAUCGCCAACACGCGAAUUAUCCAUGCAAACGUUCGGUGUACUGAAGGAGUUAAUGGCGCACCAUAAUCACACUUAUGGUUUGGUUAUGGGCGGUUCUAAUCGGCAAGUGGAGAGUGAGAAACUUGGUAAAGGUAUCAACAUCUUGGUAGCCACACCAGGCCGUUUGUUGGAUCACUUGCAAAAUUCACCGGAUUUCCUGUACAAAAACUUGCAAUGCUUGGUGCUUGACGAAGUGGAUCGUAUAUUGGAAAUCGGUUUUGAGGAAGAAUUAAAGCAGAUUGUGAACUUGCUACCAAAACGUCGUCAAACAAUGCUGUUUUCUGCAACACAAACGGAAAAAAUCGAUGCGCUCUCCAAAUUGGCGCUCAAAAAGGAGCCUUUCUACGUUGGUGUCGACGAUCAUGAGGAUGUAGCCACAGUUAGUGGCUUGGAACAGGGUUAUAUUGUAUGCCCGUCAGAUAAACGUUUAUUAGUGCUGUUUACUUUCCUGAAAAAGAAUCGCAAGAAGAAGGUUAUGGUGUUCUUCUCGUCCUGUAUGUCUGUGAAAUAUCACCAUGAACUCUUCAACUACAUAGAUCUGCCUGUGACGUCUAUCCAUGGUAAACAAAAGCAAACCAAACGUACCACUACGUUCUUCCAGUUUUGCAAUGCUUCCGAGGGCAUUCUACUAUGCACAGAUGUGGCGGCGCGUGGUUUAGAUAUACCACAAGUCGAUUGGAUUGUGCAAUACGAUCCACCAGAUGAUCCAAAGGAAUAUAUUCAUCGUGUUGGUCGUACCGCGCGUGGUACUGGCAGUUCGGGUCAUGCAUUGCUUUUGCUACGUCCAGAAGAGUUGGGAUUUUUGCGCUAUCUGAAAGCAGCUAAAGUGCCACUUAAUGAGUUUGAAUUCUCAUGGGCGAAAAUUGCAGACAUACAGUUACAGCUGGAGAAACUCAUCUCCAAAAACUAUUUCCUCAAUCAAUCGGCUAAGGAGGCCUUUAAAGCCUAUGUACGUGCUUAUGAUUCGCAUCAAUUGAAAACAAUAUUCGAUAUCAACACGCUCGAUUUGCAAGCUGUGGCAAAGAGUUUUGGUUUCUUAGUACCGCCUGUGGUGGAUCUUAAGGUGGGUGCUAAGCGCAAGCGGCCAGAGAAACGUGUUGGUGGCGGCGGCUUCGGCUACUACAAACAGAUGAAUGACGACAAUCCCAAACAACGCAUGUUCAAGCAAAUUAGUCGUGACCAAUUAAAAAAGAAUAAAAGUUUCAUGCGAUGAGAUUUGCAUUUUCAUAUAAAAGUUAUUAGCUAGUUUAGUUGAAAUGCCUAACAUUCAUUUUAAUCAAGAUGGUUAAAUGUAAAGUAUAAAUAAAUAUUAUAUUUUCUCAAAUAUACCGGA